GGGCGGCACCGCCGGGAGCCCCGGGCGUGACACCACGGAGGGACAGGGCUGGGGAUAUCCCGAGCCAGCAGUGAUGUCGGAGAGCGUGGCCGAGGCGCCGGGAGCCGGGAGCCCCGCGGCCCUGGGCGAGACGGGCACCAGCCAUGAGCUGCUGCAGCGGCUGCGGGAGCUGGAGGCGGAGAACUCAGCCCUGGCCCAGGCCAAUGAGAACCAGAGGGAGACGUACGAGCGCUGCCUGGACGAGGUCGCCAACCACGUGGUGCAGGCACUGCUCAACCAAAAGGACCUGCGUGAGGAGUGCAUCAAGCUGAAGAAACGGGUGUUCGAGCUGGAGCGGCAGAACCAGGCGCUGAGCGACCUGUUCCAGCAGAAGCUGCACCUCUCGACCGGGUCCCUGCCCCAGCUGCCGCUGCACCCGGUGCCAGUGCCCCUGGACACCCCCGUCACCCCCCAGCCAUGUUCUGCAGAGCAGCCGCCCCCCCCGCUGCCCCCCGGUCUCUGUGUGCCCCUGCCCGAGGUGCUGCCGCCGGUGCCGUCGGGCAGCCCCGGGCUCAGCCCCGGUGCCCCCCCUCUGGAUGCCCUGUCCCCCUUCUUCAAGAAAAAAGCCCAAAUCCUGGAGGUGCUGCGCAAGCUGGAGGAGACGGACCCGCUGCUGGGGCCCCCCCCGGCCUCCCCCGGCUCCCCCGAGCCCUGCCCGGCCCCGGGCUGGCCCCCCUGCCCACUGCGGGGGCCGGGGGCUGCGGGGGGGUGGCGGGGGACCGAGGGCAGCCCCUGCUCCUCUCCGGAGGAAGGGGGGCCGCCUCGGGGGGCUCUGCUCAGCGCCUUGGCCGAGCGGCUGCUGCGGGGCGAGGGGGGGGGCUGCUGCCGGCGCAACGGCGAAGCCCCCGGGGGACCCCCCCGGCAGCGGCGCGGGGACCACCCCGCUUUCCUGGGGCUCUACGCCCCGGGCGAGGAGAGCCCCGAGGGGGGCUUCGCCCCGCUCUCGCCCGGGGGGGUCCCCAACGCCCUGCCCUCCCCUGCCAAGGUGCUCAAGCUGCCCCCCCCGCCCGGGGGGCUCCGCCUCAGCCCCCAGGUCGCCCACCCCUCCAAGAUCCCCUGUCGUGGCGCCCACCCCGAGGCCUCACCGGGGCUCAGCCGCCGCGCCUCCCCCGACGCCCCCCCGGAGCCCGGCUCCCCGGAGCCCCCCGCCUUCCCCCCGCCCCACACCUUCGAGGCGGCCGAGCAGCCCCCCGGGCCCCCGGGCCCCCCGGCCGGUGGCGAGCGGGCGGCCGCCUCCCCCCCCAGCUCCCGCCGCGGCACGGGGGGCUCGGCCCCCGCCCGCCGCCCCGGCAAGAAGCCCCCAGAGCCGGGCUACCUGCCCUUCAAGGAGCGCCUGGCUGGCGGCCUGAGCGGGGCCAUGGGGCCGAUCUGCGCCCCCCACCCCGGGGGAACAUGGGGGGCAGCCUCAAGCACCCCGAGCCGGCGCACGGCACAGAGCCCCUGGCCCGCUGCUACUCCUCCGGCUCCAUGGGCGACCCCGGCAAGGCGGGGGGCAAGGGGCGCGCGGCCACCGGCAGGACCCCCCCCGCGGGCCCCCCCGGCGCCCCCCACCAAGUCCUCCCGCAGCCCCCACGGCAGCCCCACCAAACUGCCCACCAAGACGGGCACUGGCAAGGCCGGGGCGCCGCGGGGCGAGGAGCCUUUGGGCACCAAGGCGGGCGGGGGUCCCCACAAAACCCCCGCGGCCCCUGAGCCCACGGGGCCGGCGCCGGGCGCCGCGGGGCACUCGGCCAUCGAGGAGAAGGUGAUGAAGGGCAUCGAGGAGAACGUGCUGCGGCUGCAGGGGCAGGAGCGGGCGCCGGGCGCCGAGGCCAAGGGCAAGGCCGGGCUGGCGAGUUGGUUCGGGCUGCGGCGCAGCAAACUGCCCGCGCUCAGCCGGCGCGGGGACGGCGGGCGCGGGCGGGAGUGGGCCGGGACCCCCGCGCCCCUGCGCAGGGAGGUCAAGUUGGCCGCCCGCAAGCUGGAGGCCGAGAGCCUCAACAUCUCGAAGCUGAUGGAGAAGGCGGAGGACCUGCGGAAGGCGCUGCGGGAGGAACACGCCUUCCUGCAGGGGCUGGCGCUGGAGAAGGGCAGACCCCGCGGGCCCCCCCGCGGCCCCGGCCCCCUCCCCGUCAUGUACCAGGAGGUGACGGCCGAGACCUUCAUGCAGCAGCUGCUGGACAGGGUGGACGGGAAGGACGUUCCCUACGAGACCCGCCUGGAGCACAAGCGGGAGCUCUGUGACCUCCGGCGGGUCCCCCCCGACGCCAAAGACCCCCGGCUCUGCCGCCCGCCCCGAAACGGCAUCGUGGGGCACCUGCGGGAACCCCCGGACAAGGUGCCGGACGUGGGGCUCCGGGACGAGCUGCCGUCGGACGAGAGCUUGUCCGAGUCGGGGACAUCGCAGCACUUCGCCGCCUGCGGGUCGCUGACGCGGACGCUGGACAGCGGGAUCGGCACCUUCCCGCCCCCCGACUACGGGGGGGUCCCAGCCAAGAGCACCCCCAAACCGCGGGGCCGCCCCGAGGCGCUGCCCGGGGCUGUGCCGGCCGCCGCCACCAAAGUGCCGCGCAAGGCCCGGACGCUGGAGCGGGAGGUGCCCAGCGCCGAGGAGCUGCUGGUGCCCGGGAAACACCGGAGCACCCCGGGGGGCCGCCCCCCAGCACCCCCCGGCCCGCACGGGCACCGUGCUGCGCCCCAAGACACCGGGGAUGACACCGGGAAGCCGCGGCGUGUCCAGCAGAGCAAGAACUGGACCUUCCCCAACGCCAAAGCCUGCGGUGCUGCCGACCCUUUCCUGUGCCCCUCCGGGGGGCUGGAGGGGCUGCACCGGCCUGUGCAGGCACCCGUGUGCAGCCCGGCCGGGCGUCGAGGGGCGUCCCCAGAGGCCCCCCCGCCGCUGCCCCCCACCCUGAGCGCCAGCAGCAGCCGGACCCCCAGCGCCUCGGACGUGGGGGACGAGGGCAGCACAGAGGCCCGGUCCCGGGAUGGGGGGCACGGCCCCCCCGGGCUGGAACACUCCGAGUCCCUCAGCGACUCGCUCUACGACAGCCUCUCCUCCUGCGGCAGCCAGGGCUGAGCCCCCCCCGGCCGCGCUCCCACGUCUUCCACCCCCCUCCCCACUGCUCCUGCUCCCGCUCUGGGGGUGCUGCCUGGAUUGGGGGGUCCCGCUGUCCCGUCCCCCCCCUUCUCCCGGCUCUCUCCGAUGGUGCUAUGGCCCUGUACAGCCCCCACCGAUGGGUUUUUAACUCAAUAAAGCU
Messenger RNA from Chiroxiphia lanceolata (lance-tailed manakin), 3278 nucleotides. It is a transcript of the gene NCKAP5L, whose product is annotated as NCK associated protein 5 like. Gene Ontology annotation, cellular component: microtubule plus-end. The record is from RefSeq and is a predicted model, not a curated record. NCBI's taxonomy places the organism in Eukaryota, Metazoa, Chordata, Aves, Passeriformes, Pipridae. Gene Ontology annotation, biological process: microtubule bundle formation; microtubule depolymerization. The transcript has 14 exons. The coding region runs from base 74 to 3097 and encodes 1007 amino acids.